AGCACUGUCGUGAAACAGUAUAAACACUUACAGUCUGUCAGCUGGCAAAUUCCAAGUGUCUUCAGAUUUGUUUUUAAUUUUUGCAAUCGGGAAGAAGUUCGUUUAACUCAACAGCAAAUAUUAGGCCAAGGCUUGGAAUUCGUCGGGCCCGGGGGAGAAGAAUGUCUUUUAAACCGUGUUACUGUAGGGGCGAGAGUAUCCCAGUCGAGUCGUUGGCACGUUGAGCAAAAGUGAAGAAAAAAAGCUUUCUUUCUUUUCACCGAGUUAAAAGCUACAAACGUAGCGAUUAUCCUAGGAGAUUUCCUCGAUUCGAUCUCAGGAUAGGCGAUUCGAUUAAUCCAAGAUGAGCAAGUACACCUACUCGACGGCCAAUCUCACAGACAAAGAGCUGAAGGACCAGGGUAACAGGCAUUUCAACAUGAGGAAGUACGAGGAUGCAGUUAUAUGCUAUUCGAAAGCCAUAAUUAAAAACCCUACAAUGCCGACAUAUUUUACAAAUAGAGCUCUUUGUCAUUUGAAGUUAAAACGGUGGGAUUCGUCGUGUCAGGAUUGUCGUAAAGCUUUGGACAUGGAUUCAUCUCUUGUCAAAGGCCACUUUUUCCUUGGACAAGCCCUGCUUGAAAUGGAAAAUUAUGAUGAAGCUAUAAAACACUUACAAAGAGCGAAUGAUUUAGCCAAAGAACAAAAACUGAAUUUCGGAGAUGAUAUAGCAAGUCAGUUGAGAAUAGCAAGGAAAAAGCGCUGGAAUGUUCAGGAAGAGAAAAGGAUUACACAAGAAAUUGAAUUGCUCACAUAUGUGACCAAAUUGAUCCAUGAAGAUGCAACGAGGCAAGUAGAAAAGGUGAAACAUAGCAUGGAAGACUUAAAUAUGGAAUUUGUUCAGGACCGAAUCAUGGAGAUUGAAGCAAAAUGUGAAAAUAGUAUAAGUGAGUUGAAUGCCCUUUUUGCCAAAGUUGAUGAUAGGAGAAGAAGGAGAGAUGUUCCAGAUUUUCUCUGUGGGAAAAUAAGUUUUGAAAUUUUAAGAGAACCCGUUAUCACACCUAGUGGAAUUACUUACGAGAGAAAAGAUAUAGAAGAACAUCUUCAGAGGGUCGGCCAUUUUGAUCCAGUCACAAGAGUCAAGUUGACCCAGGACCAGUUAAUACCAAAUUUUGCUAUGAAGGAUGUCGUAGACAAUUUUCUUCAGGAAAAUGAGUGGGCGCUUGAUUACUGACCUAACAUCUAUGUCAUUCUUUCUAAGAAUAAUAAUUUUUAUCUAUGUUUAUUUGUUAAUAACAAGUACAAGUACAAGAAUACUAUAAAAUUCAACAAAAACAAUAAUUUUAUCAUUUUUUCAUCACAACUCAAUUACAAUUAUAAAGUUUAUCUAUAUGAUAACUGUUUUCUAUUAAGUGAUAAAUUUGGGUCGAAAUAAAAACCCAUGGAACCUGAAGAACAUAUAGUAUUGAUAUAGUAACAUGUAAUAAAACAUUUAAAGCGAAUCUUCAGAAAGCUUGUAAAAAUUAUACGAUGAAAUAAUUAUUACAAAAUAUUUUACAUAAUGCUAAAAUAAGAUUCGUUUUAAUAUGCACCAAUGUCAUUUUGGGUCUUAAAAAGUCACUUUCUGGAAUAUAUAUCCGAAAUUCUAUUCCCACAAUUUAUUAUUUUUACAUCUGAAUUUGGCAUGUUGGGAUGAAAUAAUUAUAUAUUCAAAAAUACAUCAAAUUAAAAUGAAUGCUGAAAUAUGAACAGCUAUCAUAGCUAUGAUAUCAAACAAAAAAUAAAAGCUGUAUAUUAUUAUUUAAUGUCUAAUUUUAUUAUUAUUAUUUUUAUUUAUUUUUUAUCACGUGCAAAGAAAGACAAAAAUUAUUGUGAAAAAAUUAUGCUUAUAAAUUGAAAAAAAAAAAAAAAAAAAAUUGCGGUCAGAAAAAAACAAAUUACUACAAUAUACUAUGUAUAAUUUGGUGUGUAAUCAGUAAAUAUAGCAAACUAAAGAUAUAAAAAAAUUUGGCUGAUUUAAAAUCAAAUUAACUGUAACAUUCUAAAGCAGGAAAAAUAUAUAUGAUGUAAAUGGUAGUUAGAAUAUACCUGUUGUAUUUUUUAUCACAGCUUCAACCAUUUACAAUGUUGAUAUUUAAUUUAUUAUCAAAUGUCAAUCAUCAAAUUAAUUCAAUUUCAACUUAAAUUUGUUGCACAGAAUAUCAAAAUUUGGGAAAAGUUUUGCUAUUUAAAAUACUGUGCUUGUUGAUUGCAUGUAAUGACGAGAAACAAUUCAAAUGAAUGCUUCAUUGUUUUUAAUUUAAUUAAAUUGCUCAUUGUUACAAUUUUUAGGAAAUUAAAAUUAAUGACUUGCAUAUACUAAAUGCGAUCUGAUAAAAGACGUAGAUUGCAGGGAUAUGGGUUUUUACUAUAGUUUAUAACAUAAGGAUAAAUGAAAUUUUCCAAAAGUAAAGAACAAAAUUAAUGAGAUUGGAUAAACUAAUUGUACAUUGUGUUAGAGUUUUGUGUAUAUACCAUGUGAAUAAUGAGAAGUAUCAUUCCUAUUUUCAGUUUUCAUCUAUGUAACUAUGAAAAGUUGAGAUAAAUUUAUAAUUAUAUUUUGUUGUGAUUAUUAUAAUACAUAUCUUACGUUUCAUUGUUUCAUUUAUACAAGAUUUUUUUUGUUAUUUUAAAUAUUUUAUAUCUAUAGUAAAAUAAAUAACAUUUGC
Messenger RNA from Cimex lectularius (bed bug), 2687 nucleotides. It is a transcript of the gene STUB1, whose product is annotated as STIP1 homology and U box-containing protein 1. NCBI's taxonomy places the organism in Eukaryota, Metazoa, Arthropoda, Insecta, Hemiptera, Cimicidae. The transcript has 7 exons. Gene Ontology annotation, molecular function: ubiquitin protein ligase activity; protein-folding chaperone binding. Gene Ontology annotation, biological process: protein polyubiquitination; cellular response to misfolded protein; positive regulation of proteolysis. The record is from RefSeq and is a predicted model, not a curated record. Gene Ontology annotation, cellular component: Z disc; cytoplasm. The coding region runs from base 344 to 1213 and encodes 289 amino acids.